Theileria parva strain Muguga is the source of this 1656-nucleotide messenger RNA. RefSeq names its product lysine--tRNA ligase (gene Kars). The transcript has 12 exons. The record is from RefSeq and is a predicted model, not a curated record. Lineage: Eukaryota; Apicomplexa; Aconoidasida; Piroplasmida; Theileriidae. Gene Ontology annotation, cellular component: cytosol; cytoplasm. Gene Ontology annotation, biological process: lysyl-tRNA aminoacylation. The coding region runs from base 1 to 1656 and encodes 551 amino acids. Gene Ontology annotation, molecular function: ATP binding; tRNA binding; lysine-tRNA ligase activity.
AUGUUAUGUAAAAAAUUCCUAAAUCAACUUUCAUAUUGCAGUUUAUUCUACCCUAAAUAUAGAAAUUUAUUUUAUCUCCCAAAGGCUCGAAAAAUGAGUACAGUUGUAACUAAUGCUUCUGAAGAGCAGGAUUCCAGGCAUUAUUACCUUAAUAGGCUUGAAACUGUAGAACAAUGGCGUAAAAAUGGCACUGCGUAUCCUCACAAAUUUCAUGUGAAUAUGUCGUUGAAGGAAUUUGUUGGUAAAUAUGACCACCUUGAGGCAGGAGCACAUUUGGAGAAUGAACUGGUUUCAAUAGCUGGAAGAGUCUCCAGAAUAGCUUCAAGUUCCUCAAAAUUACGUUUCCUCGAUAUUAAAUCUGAAGGAACUAAGCUCCAAGUGUUUGCAAACUUUGCUAACCAUGAUGCCUCAACUGGCGAUUUCAAUGACACGUACAAUAAUAUUAAACGUGGUGAUAUUAUAGGAUUAACGGGUUUCCCAGGUAAAUCAAAGAGGGGAGAGUUGAGUGUAUUCCCCAAGAGUGUACAGAUAUUAUCACCCUGUUUGCACAUGUUGCCAGAUAAAUUUGGUCUUAAAGAUAAUGAUGUGAGAUUCAGACAAAGAUACUUAGAUCUCAUGAUGAAUGACGAUAGUCUCAAAGUCAUGAAACUCAGAUCUCGGAUAAUUGAUUAUUUGAGGAAGUUUUUGACGAGUAGAGGCUUUUUUGAGGUUGAAACUCCAAUGCUAAAGACUACCUCAACUGGUGCCUCAGCUAAGCCUUUUAUAACACAUCAUAAUGAGCUUGACCUGGACCUCUUCAUGAGAAUUGCACCUGAACUCCCACUCAAACUUAUCAUCAUCGGCGGAUUCGAAAAGGUGUUUGAAAUCGGCAAGUGCUUCCGAAACGAAGGGAUUGAUCCCACACAUAACCCGGAAUUCACCUCCUGUGAAUUCUACUGGGCCUACGCCGAUUACCAUGACCUCAUGAAACUGACCGAAGAAUUUCUCUCAUCGUUGGUAUUUGAAUUGUUUGGAAAGUAUGAAGUAUUGUAUCAUCCGGACGGGCCUGAUACUGAAGGUGUUGUUAUUGACUUCACUCCUCCAUUUAACAAAGUGUCAAUGGUUGAAGAACUGGAGAAUAAGAUGAAGAUGAAGUUAAGCCCACCAUAUGAUUCACAAGAGAAUGUGGAAAAGUACUUAACAGCAAUAAAAGAAGCUGGAUUGGAUAUGCCAAAGCCGCCGGUACCGGCAAAACUCAUAGAUCAACUUGUUGGACACUAUAUUGAGGAUCAAAUUGUUAAACCAACUUUCAUCGUUGAUUUUCCACAAUGUACUUCUCCACUCUCCAAAUGGCAUAGAAGUAAGGAGAAUGUAUGUGAGAGGUUUGAGUUGUUUAUAUGCGGAAAGGAAUUAAUUAAUUCAUACACUGAAUUGAAUGACCCAAUCACUCAAAGAGAUUGCUUCAAACAACAACAAAAGGCGAAAGAUUUGGGAGAUGAUGAAGCACAACCACCGGAUGAAGCGUUUUGUACAGCCUUGGAAUACGGAUUACCGCCAACGGCUGGAUGGGGAAUAGGAAUUGACAGACUCACGAUGUUUUUAGCAGAUAAAAAUAAUAUCAAAGAAGUUAUCUUCUUCCCCACCAUGAGACCAUUAAAUGAUCCAACUCAUAAAUAA